AUGGGUUUGAAGGCCGUGGAGGAUUAUCGAGAUCCUCUUACUCUGUCGCCGAUUCGAAAAGUACACAUCGUGCUCGCGGGCAUUUUGUUCAUUUUCAACAGUGCUUUUGGUUCUUCUCUUCCCUCGGGUGCCCACGAUGCAAUCGCAGACUAUUUCCACAUCGCCCAUGAUGAUACCAAGCUCGUCCUUUUGAACUCGCUGUAUCUCGUGGGUUUUGCCAUUGGUCCACUCAUCUUUGGACCGCUGAGCGAGCAUGUCGGCCGCAGGCCCGUUCUCAUCGGCACCUUUAGCGGUUAUAUCAUCUUCACCAUGGCUUGCGCGUUAUCGCCUAACUUUCCGGCCUUGCUUGUUUUACGUCUUCUCUGUGGCUUGAAUGCUGCUUCUCCAAACGCCGUGCUGGGAGGUUUGUAUGCUGAUAUCUUGGAUAAUCCUCAAACUCGUGGCAUUGCCAUGGCGCUUUUCAUGGUCGUCACUGGCUUUGGGCCUCAGCUUGCGCCGCUUGUCUCCGGGUUUAUUUCUACCGUUUCGUGGCGCUGGACCUUUUGGGUUGGUCUUGCGGCUGCUGGUGUCGGAUAUCCGUUUAUUCUCUUCAUCCCGGAGACGUAUGUGCCGGUGUUGAAAAGGCAACAUGCGCGGCGAUUGGCCAAGGCCGGGAAAUAUGAGUUGAAGGCUGGUGAUGUUGUUCCGCCUCAAGGUCCUGGUCAUCGUGGAGAUGAUGUUCUGUCUAUUUUCAUGAGGCCGUUUGUAAUGACAGCCAAGGAGCCGGUUCUUCUCUUUGCUUCGCUCUUUAUGGGUUUCACAUAUGCGAUGUUUUACCUGUACUUCCAGGCUUAUCCGCUUAUAUUCCAAAAUCUCUAUGGAUUAUCGCCGGGAGUCGCAGGGCUCGCAUUUUUACCCAUUAGCGUGGGCGCUUUGGUCGCUUUCGCACUCUUCUUGCUAUAUGGCUCGUAUCACUCCAAGGCCGUGAAAGAAGGCAAGCCUUGGGCCACACUUGAGGAGUAUCGUCGUCUGCCGCUUGCUGCAUUGGGGGCACCAUUACUCCCAAUUGCCCUCUUCUGGUUAGGAUGGUCUUCUAAAUUGUCCAUCCACCCCAUCGUUCCCAUGAUGUCUGGUCUCUUCUUCGGCAUCGGGUAUAUCCUGAUCUUCAUGGCUAUGAUCAACUACCUCACUGAUGCGUACAAGCAGUACUCGGCAUCUGCGCAGGCUGCUGCAAGUACGCUGCGAUCGUGCCUUGCGGUUUGUCUGCCGUUGGCCACGAAUCCGAUGUAUGGAACGUUGGGGAUCAACUGGGCGAGCUCACUUUUGGCUUUUAUUGCCAUUCUCCUUGCGGUGAUUCCAUUCGUGUUUAUCAAGUAUGGACAGUGGAUUCGAAGCCGAAGUCCAUUCUCUCAACAGGUGAUGAAGGGCGCGUUAACUGAGAGAGCGGCAGACACAAUAGUGUAA
Messenger RNA from Penicillium nucicola, 1443 nucleotides. RefSeq lists its product as uncharacterized. The record is from RefSeq and is a predicted model, not a curated record. The transcript has 5 exons. Gene Ontology annotation, biological process: transmembrane transport. Lineage: Eukaryota; Fungi; Ascomycota; Eurotiomycetes; Eurotiales; Aspergillaceae. Bases 1 to 1443 code for a protein of 480 amino acids. Gene Ontology annotation, molecular function: transmembrane transporter activity.